UCGAAGAAGAAAGGAGUCACAAAAAUCUUCUUGCCAGCUAAUCGUUCCCUACACACACGACCGUCGUUCCACAGCGAAGAAAUUGUUGUCGCUGAGUGCUCUUCAUCGAGUUGGCAUUGCUGGAAAGUGCAUUGAGAGACUGUUCUUCCACUGCUCGGUGUUGCUAACAUCAGUACUGGGUGGAUGGGUGAGUGCUGCGUGUAACCGUAUUUCCGAAUAGAAUACGUGGCUGGAACUACUGGCCAACGUGAUCAGUGGAGUAGACCAGCAGUAUAGUGGCUCUAGCAGCUCCAGCAUCUGUUGCUCCGUUGGAUAUGCUGCAUGGCCGCCGCUGUAUGCUAGCAUGCUGUAACAUACGCUAGCUGACACGUUGUUUGCGUGGUCGGUAAGGCUGGAAGGCAAGUAGAAUCCUGUGCUCGAAGACGAGGUAUCACUCUUCUAGUCUUGCUGCCAGCACCUCGAUCCAGGAGCGCAGUAGCUGUGAUCGUAGGCAGUUCGGGAAGUAGCUGUGCUGUGAGCGUCAACACGCGGGCAGAAUGGCGGAUUCAGGUGCCGUCGAGGAUGGCGAUGAGGGGGCCUAUGAGACACUGGAGAAAGACUUCAAGCAAGUGCUGGCAGAAAUCGAAAACAAUGACACCCUGGACAAGUUCCGCGAUGACUACAAGAAAGUGUACGCUGGUUAUGCCAAGUCGCGGGAGAACGAGCGUCGACUGAUGAUGCGCUGCAGGGACUUGAAGUCUGAGAUUGUGGCUAACGGAUCCAAGCUGGCCGAGGUGAUGAGAACGUCCAAGGAGGAGAAGUCGAGCAUUGUGGCCCUCAAGAAGGAAAUCGAGAAGGCCUGGAAGCUGGUGGAUGUUAGCCAGGAGAAGGAGAGCCGAUCCAAGGAGGUGAUUGAUCAGCUGCAGUAUGAGAUGGAUCAGCUACAGGCUAUGGUAAAGGAAAAGAGUGGUAUCGGCAUCACCGAGUACAGCGUUCAAGAGCUUGUUGACCUGAAGGAAAAGCUCACCUCGGACCUCAAAUUAGCAAUGGCGGACGUAGCUAUGCUUCGACAAAAUUUGACGGACGCCAUUACAAAGCAGAAGGAGGAAGAAAGCUAUCGUACAGACGCUGAGCAAAAAAUAUCCGAGCUGCAAAAUGAAAUCCAGCAGAGUGAACACGACGCGCAGCGCGAGCUCUUCCGCAAGAACAAUCUAGAGAAGGAAGUGAUGAAGUUUCGCAAGACGUUGGAGGAGCGGCAGGCGGAGCUGGUCAACGCAGAAGAGAGCACGACGCGAAUGCAAGAGCGGUGUAGAUCACUGGAGGAGAAGAUCCGGGAGCUGGAGGGUCAAAAUGAUCGGUCACAGGGAAAACUUGAGAGCCAGAGGACACACUCCAAUGGCAUUCAGCAGAAACUCGAGGAACAGUACGAUGUGGCAGAGACGCUGCGCCGAGAGAUCAACGACCAGCAGCAGCUCAUAAAGACGCGCGAAGAUGAGCUGAAAUCCUGUAAGCAGGACCAGAGUCGUGUGCGUCAGCUGCGCGACAACCUGAACAACAAGCUGCAGCUGGUCGACAAGGAGAAAGCGGAGGUGGAGCGUGAGAGGGACGACGUCAAGGCCCAGGUGGCCGGACUGGAAAGAGAACUCGAGCAGUUACGAAAGGACUCCGAAGCCAAGCGGCGCAAGUGCGAGGAGCUGACUCGCGAGCGAGACAAGCUCGACCGGCAAGUGCGCAUUCAGACAACUGCCACCGACAAGCAGGCCGACAUGGUGAAAGUGCAUGCACAGGGCGUGCGAACUCUGGAGUCGGAAGUUCGGAGCUACCAAGAUGAAGCAAUUAAGCAGCGCAAGACCAUUGCUGGUCUGGAGCGAGAGCGUGACACCUACUACCACGAGUUUACCGAUAAGGUGCAGGAUUGCACAAAGCUGAACGAGCUGCUCAAGGUGAAGGAGAUCCAGAUCAUCGACCACAAGAAGCGGAUCGCUGACUCCGACGUCAAACGGCAGCAGCAGCAGAAUCUCUAUGAAGCGGUGCGCUCUGACCGCAACAUGUUCAGUAAGUCGCUACAGGAGAAGCAGGACGAGCUCAAGGAGCUCAAGCAGCGACUUGUCAGCGACCAGCGGCUGAUCGAACAGUUGAAGGAUGACCUCGCCAGCAAGGACACUGCCCUCGUCAAGGAGCAUUCGGAACAUCAACGACUGGAGAAGGAAAAGGAAGCCCUUCGCGCUGAGCUCCUCCGGCUGAAGGAGGAGCUUCGGGAGGCCAACCGAUACGCUGACGACCAGAUGAAGGAGCACCAGAAGCUGCAGAGGCUCAUAACAGAGUCGGACGCGGAGAGAACACGUCAACGGAAGGAACUUGAUCAGGUGUUGAACGAGCGUGAUGUCCUCGGAACCCAGCUGAUUCGCAGAAACGACGAACUGUCACUACUGCAUGAGAAACUUCGCGUCCAGCAAGCCGUUCUUGACAAAGGUGAAAUGCAAUACGUCCAGCGGUUAUCCGACAUUCGCAUCCUGAGAUUGGCUAUCAAGCAAGCACGCAACGAUAGAGCUGCUAUGGGUCGCAACGUUGCCAACUUUGCAGAACUCAAACAGGAGGUGUUCCGUACGCAACGAGAGUUGGUGCGCGAGCAGGCUCGCUGCAAGGCACUGGAGCUUGAGCUGCAAAGUCCACUGAAUGUGCACCGGUGGAGGACAUUGAAGGGAACUGAUCCCAGCAAGUUUGAGCUCAUCAACAAGGUGCAGACUCUGCAGAAGAAGCUGAUUGGCAAAACAGAGGAGGUGGUAGAAAAGGAGCUGGCAAUCAAGGACAAAGAGAAGCUUUACGUGGAACUCAAGCAGAUCCUUGCACGCCAACCCGGCCCAGAGGUUGAACAGCAGGUGGUCAUGUACCAGCAAACGCUGAAGGCCAAAACCAAACAGCUCAAGGCUAUGGCGGCCGAGUUGAACAUGUUCGAGGCGCAAAUCAGUGAAGCCAAAAUGGAAAGUGAACGUCUCGGCAGGGAGCUGCAGGAAGUCAAAAAGAAGUACUUCAUGAUGAAGAAGAAGGAGCAACAGAAGAGGGAACGCGACAGCAGCCUCGGCCAAGCUGGACUGCCACCGAUCCAGUCACACGCGAAGACAAACCGCUUUACUGGUGGCGGCUUCAACCUCAAGACGUCUCAAUCUAGGAUUGUUCAGUAGCGGCUACUGACUGAGUGAUCUGGGUGCAUUGCAGCUUUCUCGACUUGAUAUCGCAAAUUGCCGUGUAAAGAUAAUUCCGUGCAACUUCACUUCAGUGUAAGUUGUGGCAAACUCUGCCUCUGACAGCUCCUGGCACACUCCUUGUCUUCUGAAGAGCCAGUGCGGCGUAUCGGGAAGCUGGCUACGAAGUUCACGACAUGCAGUACCUGGUGACUGUUUGCAGUGUCGGCACAGCACGGGUCACUGUGGACGUGGGUGCACUGGGCUAGCUUGUCAUUGCACCGUACAACAACUCUGCAGUCAUGGUAUAUAUGCCACACGCUCCCGGGCAAGUGCAUGUGCACUGCAUGCGGUACGGACCAGGGCGGCAUGCGGUGCGCACGCUGAACGUCCCCCGGUGUGUGUCCGUGUUAGUAUGAGUUUUGUUCUGAUAACACAGCCACAUGACCGUCUGUUCUACAGGGCAUUUGAUUAGUGAUUGCCCGGCAUACCGUAUUGCUAUCUGACUUUGACUUUCAACUCUAGCGAAUAAGCAGUCUGGUUGCAUAGCAUCCCAGGCUGUUGUAUAAGUAGUCUGGUUGCAUAGCAUCCCAGGCUGUGUAUAGCAUCCCAGCUGAGCAGGCUGUUGAACUACGCCUGGCUGAGUUGUCUCAUUUUUCUUUAUUGUUAUUGGAAUUUGGAAUCUGAUCUUUAAAAAAUGUUUCGCACUGAUAAUAAGUUUGGGGUAGGCGCUGUGGGAGUUCCUGCCCACCUUGUAAAGAAAGUUUAGACGAGGGUUUUGUCAUGCUAGUGUCCUUCUGCAUUGUUAUCCCUUUUGUUGUCAACAUUCAGUCGUGGUGAGAUGGA
Molecule: messenger RNA, 4007 nt
Organism: Sycon ciliatum
Lineage: Eukaryota; Metazoa; Porifera; Calcarea; Leucosolenida; Sycettidae
Product: cilia- and flagella-associated protein 58-like
Exons: 19
Coding region: 537-3161 (874 amino acids)
Cellular component (GO): cytoskeleton
Source: RefSeq, a predicted model, not a curated record